UCUAAUUGUUUAGAAAGUUUCUAGUGUUGAUAACGAUAAUAUUGCCCAUCACCAUUUAAACAUUCAUUUAACUGUUAGUUUGUUACGAGUGAACAUUAACCUGUUUCAAGAUGGAAGAUCAAUUGAUAUCAUUAGAUGAAAAUAUGAAAGUUACAAUUGUGAACCGAAAAAAAUCUUAUGAGAUUUCUAAACAAAAGUUAUCAUCGAUUCCUUACUUUGUGAAACUAUUUUCCAAUUCUAAUUGUGAUACAACCAAAAUAGAACUUGAUCUUGAUGAAAGUUCAUUUGAUAAUAUUAUCGAGUUUAUUCUGGAUGGUCAACUAUCGAUUUCCAUUGAAAGUGCCUCAUCUAUGGUAGAAACUUGUGACUAUCUCGGAAUGGACGAAAUUAAGCGAAAAUAUUAUGAUUGCUUUGAAUCGAAUUUCAGAAUCAAACAUUUGGAAGAGUUUUUAGACUUUUAUGAAAAUCAUAAAUGUCUUGGAAAGAUUAAUGAAGUUAAAUUGAAAUCUUUCAUUGGGAAAUAUUUCGUUCCAAUUUCCAAUACGAGAGCUUUUCAGAAAUUUCCAGUUACUCUAUUGGAACGCUUGUUGAAAAUGAAUUUGGGUGUUUCUUCGGAGCUUCAAAUUUUCGGUGGCAUUUUUCGUUGGUUCAGUUUUGAUAAAAAGGCUCGAAAACAAUAUCUACCUCAACUCAUGAAAUUUGUAAAUUUUUGUCGUAUGAAUGAUGCUGAGAUUACAACUUGCGGAAUCAUGUUUAAAGAUUCUGGAUACAAUUCUAAUCUUCGACAAGGAAAGAAGCCUCGUGCUUAUCUACCAGAAUUCUGCCAAUUUGAUUGUAUAAUUAAUCGACAUUAUAAUAAGUCAUUGAUCUCAAUCUAUGAACUUGAUGAAGAUAAAAUUAAUAUCCGACGUUUAUCAAGCUCAAAUCUCUGGACUAAAUAUGGUCAAUUCACUCGAGAUGAGACAAUGUCCACUUCUCUGAUUGAGGCUGAUCAUAUCGUCGAUAUAAUUUAUGAUUCUGGAAGAAAAGGUAUUCGAGUUGAUUUGAUUGGAAAGAAAUUCAAAUAUCUUGAAAUGUUUGGUGGUGACAAUUCGUAUUAUGGUCAAGCUUACAAAUAUUUCGUUCAUGAUAUCCGUUGGGUUUACACUUAUAAUAAGAUCAAAAAAACGGAAACACAUCAUCGCAACUCUGGCAGUAAUGUUUUCAACUUCAAACGAUUGGAAGUUAUUUCUCUGGGUGAUCACUUGACGGGAAUUUGCUAUGGAAAUGAAGAUCCCGAUGAUUCUGUUGGGUUUAAUGGAUGUCUUGGGUCUGAUGACUCUGAUGAUGGUGGCGGAUUGAAUAAAUCACAUGAUCAGUAUUAUUAUAGUUCAUCUCUUGAUUAUCGAAAAUUGUCUUCAUGUACUCUAAAAGGACCAUUUCGACUUCGUUCACUUAUACUUUCGAGACUUGGUCCCUAUUGGGACAAGGUUUGGUACUUUUUAACGAAACGUGAGUUUUGUAAACACAUUCAUAGCUACUUGCAUGUACUUGACUUCUCGUUUCUGAAAGAUUUCAUCGGAAGCGAUUCUCUGGACCACAUUGAGCUGAUUUCUCAUGACAAUACAAUGCUAAUUUGUAACAAGGAAACGAAAAUGAUUUAUUCUUACAACGAUAAAAUUGACCAUUGGCAAUUGCUGUCAAAAAUUGAAUCUCCCGAAAAGAUGAUUACAAUUGCAUCGAUUUGUCUGCCGUUUGAUUGUGAACAAUAACUAAUUGUCACCCAAUUUAAUACAUUGAUGUUUAAUCACUUGAAACAAUUAAUUUUGAUUGACUUUUCUGAAUGAAAGCGAUAAUUUCACCUUAAGAUUUCAAUUGUCACUUGAAUAUUUUUUGUGUUUAAUCACUUAAAA
Messenger RNA from Panonychus citri (citrus red mite), 1892 nucleotides. RefSeq lists its product as uncharacterized. Gene Ontology annotation, molecular function: protein binding. The transcript is spliced from 2 exons. NCBI's taxonomy places the organism in Eukaryota, Metazoa, Arthropoda, Arachnida, Trombidiformes, Tetranychidae. The record is from RefSeq and is a predicted model, not a curated record. Bases 111 to 1751 code for a protein of 546 amino acids.